AUGAAUGCAUGUUUGAAGCUAAAGAGGAAAGACACAGAGGAGACCCCAUUUAUGAAGAAUGGAAGAAUGUUGUUAGAGGAGCGUAUCGCCCUUUUCAAUGGGAAAUGCAAUCCUAUCCGUUUCUUCUCUGCCAUGGAGCUCAGCACAGCAACAAACAACUAUGACGCAAGCAACUUUACUGAGAAGGAUGACGUGUAUUGUUUUGGCGGAAUUCUACUUGUGCUUUUGGCAGGAUGGAUGUUGAAUACAAACAGUACCACGUACAGUGAAGGCCAUCUAUUAGGCUGGGUGAAUGCCGGAUAUGAACAACGGUUGAUUGAAAUUGUGGAUCCGGAAUUGUUGAAAGAAAGUGUUGAUCAGCAGCAGUUUCUAACUUUUGCAAACCUUGCCCUGACUUGCAUCUCCAACAAACGAGAAGAUGGACCAACAAUCACUAAUGUGGGAAAACAACUCAGCCGGAUUUAUGAUCAGUGUCUCACACCACCUUAG
Messenger RNA from Carya illinoinensis, 489 nucleotides. RefSeq names its product wall-associated receptor kinase-like 2. The transcript has 2 exons. Gene Ontology annotation, molecular function: protein serine/threonine kinase activity. Gene Ontology annotation, cellular component: plasma membrane. The record is from RefSeq and is a predicted model, not a curated record. Lineage: Eukaryota; Viridiplantae; Streptophyta; Magnoliopsida; Fagales; Juglandaceae. The coding region runs from base 1 to 489 and encodes 162 amino acids. Gene Ontology annotation, biological process: cell surface receptor signaling pathway; protein phosphorylation.